GAUUGCGUCAUGGCCGUUACGUUGGGCGGCGCUUGCACGCAAGUCGCUGGCAUAUAAAAAAGUUAAUUGGGGACAGUAGGAGUGAAAGUAACGCAGCGGUUUUUUUAAAAUAUGUUGAUUUUGCGUCGCUCUUUCGUGGGAUGGAUUUGAAUGAGGACUCUGAGAGCCGAGUUUGUGUUGCGCUGCGAACUGUUAUAAUUCCCUCCCAUCCCUUGUUGUUGUUUUGGGGCCGAAGUGGAAAUCGGACGAACUGCGGCUCCAACAGAUGGGGCAGGCGUUGUGGAGGGUUGCAAGAAACCAGCAACUGCAACACCAACGAUACAGUGAGGAAGGCUACUACCUUGUAGAUCAUGACAGGAGGCUUGCCGCAGCAAAUCGCAAGCAUGCCCAGGUUGGGAUUGACAUCUACCACAUCCUGAGAGUUGGCAGAUCGAAGGAAGAGCACGGAUUCCCAGAUCUGGAACUAUUGCCCCCAGAACUAAGCUUAACCAUUCUAUCAUAUUUGAAUGCAACUGACCUCUGCUUGGCUUCAUGUGUCUGGCAGGACUUGGCCAAUGAUGAUGUUCUCUGGCAAGGGUUGUGCAAGUCUACCUGGGGUCACUGUUCCAUAUACUAUAGAGUCUAUCCAGGUUUUAACUACAGACAACUCUACAUGCAGCUAGAUGAAGGCAGCCUUACCUUCAAUGCUAAUCCUCAUGAGGGACUAGGAUACAUUUUUCGCAAAGGCAUACUGGACAAUGUCCCAAAGGAAAUUGCAAAGUUUAUUUUCUACACAAGAACACUAAAUUGGAAGAAACUUCGAAUUUAUUUAGAUGACAGGAGGGAUGUGCUAGAUGAGCUUGUGACGCUGCACAAUUUCAGCAACCAAUUCCUACCUAAUGCACUUAGAGAGUUCUUUCGGCGCAUUCACGCUCCCGAAGAGCGGGGAGAGUACCUGGAGACGCUAAUCACCAAAUUCUCGCAGCGAUUCUGUGCUUGUAACCCGGCUGUGACCAGAGAGCUUGGCCUGAGUCCAGAUGCUGUUUACGUACUUUGCUAUUCUCUGAUCCUGCUUUCCAUCGAUUUGAAUAGUCCACACGUGAAGAACAAGAUGUCCAAGCGGGAAUUUAUCCGGAAUACUCGUCGUGCUGCCCACAAUAUUAGUGAGGAUUUUGUAGGACAUCUAUAUGACAAUAUUUACCUAGUUGGUCACGUGGCUGCCUAGAAAAACACCAUUUACAACGUUACCAGAACAUUUAAACCUAAACCUAUAAAAUUGCACAGUGAAGUAUAUUGACCUUUUUUAAAUGAGGAUUAUUUUAGUGCUGGUCAUUGUAACCUUUUGUGUACAAUCAGAUUCUUUCUCUUUCCAUCUUGCCAUUGUUAGCACUUUAGUAACUGAAUACCUGUUUAUAUUUUGUAUUGUUUAGUUAUCAUGAGUUGCACAUAGUUGUGCCAAUGGUCUGAUGCAGCAGCUUGGGAAAUGGAUUAAUUCAAAACUGACAUAAAAGUGCAAGGACUACAAUAGCAUUGGAAGUUGGUUGUAGGGUUUACAAAUUAAGUGGGACAAUGAGCCCCCUAACUUUUCUUCCUUUUUAAUGCAUGUGAUGUGUGUAAAUAUUGCAGAAUAAGAGAUUUAUAAUCAUAUAAUUAUUUUGUGAAAUAUUUUAAUGAAAAGAAUCUUCUCUGUACAAAGGGGUUUGUAUUUUUCCUUUUUCAGCUUUCAUUCUAUAGAAGUGACAUAAAAUACAGCAUUUUGUUAUGUGAUCUUUGGCAUUUAAUGUGGUUACAACACCAUUACUUUAUCAAUAAAUGCUGGAGGUAGCAGUUCGGGGAGCAUCUGCAGUUGGGGAAACAAAGUCAGGUGAAAGAUCUGUCACUAAGAUUUUAUAAUGUGGGUUAUCGUCCUGUCCAGAUUUUACAACAAAGAUCUAUUUUCAUAGUUAGUAUCCACUCGAGAGAGAAUAUUAUUUUGAAACUAUUAAUCAAGUUGUGAAUGUUGGUUUAAAGGAUGUAUGAAGAUAAACUUUUCUUGGAUGUUUGUGUUCUAUUUAAAACAAAGCUUUGAUUUACAAUAGUUUUAUUUUCAAUUUAUUUCUAUCUUCAUAGGAAGUUGUCAUGGAAUAUGUGGUAUAUGAGGAAAUAGAAAAAUUAAAUACAACCAAUCUUGUGUUGUAGUACUUAAACCAAAUGUUAUUUAAGUUUGUUCUGGUUGUUGCAGGGGGAAAAAGGAAAAACUUGUUUUUGAAAUGAAAUGUGCUUUUCAGCCUCUCCAGUUUUAAUACAGUUUUACCACAAAGGAUUUGACAUUUGAUUAGCUAUUUUCAGGUAUGUCAAUGAGAACAUUAGAUUUGGCCUUAAAUUAACAUGAAAAUGGCCAGCAUUUUCGUGACUAGUGCAGUCUAUUUCUUACAACUUGAGUGUUGUCUGAAGGCUAGGCUAGAGUUGGGAUUGUGUCCUUUUGUGGUCAAGUUUUGCACUUAAGAUAAUAACUGAAUAGCUAAGCCACCUGAAGGACACUCUUUCUACAUGGAAUUACCAUGAAAAGGGAGAUUUGAGGAAAUUUCUGUUUUUGAGAAGUCUUGAACUUUGGUUUCCAAAGAUCAUAUUUUUAUCAAAUGAAGGUGCAACCGGUUAAAAUGUCUGUUGCUUUAUAAAUCAUUUAGUAUCUCCAAUUAAUAAUUAGAAACCAGGACAAUCUACGAUCAUGUGAAGGAGGAAGACAAAAACAACUUGGGAUUUACAGGUAGGGUGCAUCAGAAAUUUACCACAGGAAUUUCAGUUCCUUUUCCAGUUGCUGCAGUCUUUAUUUUUGUAAUUCAGAGUGUAUUAAAAAACACAUUAACCUUAUCCAGUCUUCAGUAUAUGGUACUUCUAUGGCAAAGUUCUCACCAAGACUUGGUACACUACUGGCUUUUGUCCCUCUACAUUCUAUUCUGAUGCAGGGUUUUGACCCAAGACAUCGACUUUCUCUUUGUCCUCGCACAUGCUGCUGAAUUCCUCCGAAUGUCUGUGUGUUUUUUCUUUAACUCUGAAUUCCAGCAUCUGCAAUCUCUUGUAUCUCCGUGGUACUCUUGUUUUACACUUGCUCCUUCAUAAUUGGUUGGAGUUGGUUCUUGUUUUCUUUUAAUGUGAUAUCUUCAUAGUUGUGGAACAAGAACCUAAUAUUCUAGCAUUACAAUUGCCUCUUGAGCAUUUGUCAUUAGUGCACUUUAGAUGAAAUUUGAUUCCGGUUUUGAUGUAGGAAAGGUGCAGUCUUGGGAGAGUAAAAAGAUGGUUGUCUAAAUGUGGGUUUUACCUGAGGUGGCUUCUAACAGUAUGAAUCUUUAAAUUUUAUUUACAGCGUGGUAACAAGCCCUUCCCGGCCCAACGAGUCCACACCGCCCACUUUAAACCCAUAUUAACCUACCCGUACGUCUUUAGAAUGUGGGAGGAAACCGGACCACCCGGAGGAAACCCAUGCAGACACGGGAGAACAUACAAACUCCUUACAGACAGCAAUGGGAAUCGAACCCCAAUUGCUGGCACUGUAAUAGUGUUGCGCUAACUGCUACGCUACAGUGUCCUUGUCCUGGGGGGCAUAGGUCCACUCUGUAAAAUAACUUCAGUUCACCCCACAUUCACCAUCAGCUUAGCGCACUCACUUGGAUAAAACUAUGCAGGAAUAAGGGGAAAGCUCACCUAUGAAGUAGUGUGGUUGCUGUUAUCAGAGAGAAAAUUCGCUAGGUCUUUAUCUACUGUAGUCAGGCACAACAAUGUAAAAAUUUAAAUUGCAGGACCAAUGUAUGGUGAAUGUCAACUGACAAAAUAAUUAGCCUAAAGUAGUUGCUGGGGAAAAUUUGGAUAAAGUCAUGCUUACCUGUAUAACCCCAGAACACAACAGACAGCUGAGAACACCCUAUAUUAGCAAUGGGGCUCCUGUUUUUUGCCUAUAUUUCCCCGCCCCCCCCCCCCCCCACUCCAUUUUAUCUCAAGGAGAUCCUUGGGAUGAGUUUCCUCCAUUCUAGUGGGGGGGUGGGGAGAGAAGGGUGGAAGUUGGAAAGCAGAGGGCCAAAGGAAAGAUGUUCCCAGUGCAGGGGGAGGAGGUGGGGGGGGUCAAGUGGCAGUAUGCAGGGAAGAAAUUGAAUAGGGGAUUAAUGCAGGAAAGUAGAGCCAUGAUUUCCUUCGCAUCAUUUUUUAAAAAAAAGUUAUUGAUUAUUAGUCUUAGGAAGGGGGAUAAGUGUUAGAAAGGAGGAGGUGAGGGGACACCGAAGGAAAAUAUUUGGGGACGAUUGAGAAUAAGUUGAGGGGAACAAGGAAGAGGCAUUGGUCAAGGGCUUCUACACCUGUGGCACUUUGCAAUCUGGAGUGUGUAGCAGUGGGCUGAGGUUGGCCAAACUAGGAAUACAAAUUCCACUUGUACUGCCUGAAUGUGUAUGUGUGUGCUGAUGCCCAUGGAGCAGGGUUGUCAUGGUCCCAAGAACUUGGUUUGUUAUCCAUUUGGUAGGUGUGGUGCAACCCCAUGUUCAAAGACACUAAAGCAACUUUGACUCCUCCAUCGAACGGAAACUUGAGUCAAGGAUUUAUCUCUACUUUUUUAACUCUGCAGUGUAGAAUUGCGAAAGAAAAAGUUGAAGGUAAACACAAGAUAUUAUCUGUUCCAAAAUUUAAGUUGACUUUUCACUUCAAUAUAGACACAUGUACAAAGCACAAGAUGAUUUCAGUAACAAACUUUAAAAAUGUAGAUUUAUUUUGGUGUAAUUGCAGGAGACUUUUGUUUUGCACAAAGGUUUGUUGUCUCUGAUUGUUGUAUUGUUAUUAUAGGUAGCAACUUUCUGCUCAAAGUUAAGAGGGGGAAUUCCCUUCUUGGGUUAGUGUUUUUAAACAUUUUGUUUACUGUUGAAUUAGUGUAUUUUUAAAGAUAAUCCUUGGAUAGAUUUUGUACAAUCCUUUAAGUUGGAUUGUUUAUUAGGAACACAAAACCUUGGCCAUGUCCAGCAAUUUCCCAUCUAGUGUGCUUUCUACCUUCCUGAUGGUUGCAGGAAACAUUGUUACAGAACUGUUAAUAAAUCAUGACAAGUGGUCUUUAUUGAUUAGUCUGCACUGGACCCAGAUGUGACAAUGAAAAUGUCCAGUGUUGGAAUGCUCUGGGACUUUGGGUCCACAUUACCUUGGUUUCUCUGAAGCAUAUUCUUCCAUUCAAUUGUCAGUGCUUUUGCAGAAGAAUUUGCCCAAGAAUUUCGACACUGGGACAGCCUGCUUAUCACUUUCUACCAUUUUAAAAUAAUUUGGAGGAAAUUUGUAGGCUAGUAAACACACAGUCAUUCUUGUGUAGUUUAAAAGUAAAUGUGUUUCUAAGAAUAAAAUUGCAAUUUUAUUUCUGCUCCUGUUUCCCUGCUGUAAUUUCGAUUGCCAAAAGAUUGGUUGUGAUCAGCUAUAGAAAGGACUGGUCAUUUAAUUAUAUAAAAAGGUAUUUAUUAUUCAUUUCACUGUUCAGUUUCAAACAAAGCAAAGUACUGGUAGAGAAUGUAAAGUUCCUGCUCUUUAUUUUGAAGUGUGAUAAAUGCCUGUGAAUUAACUUUGUAUCUUAAAUUUAAAGUGAGAUGAUCAACAGCUGGUGAGUCAACAGAUCUGAAGGUUAGAUGCUGCUCUGUCAAACUACAAGUGGCAUUCCGCCCCGCCCCCCCGCCACAAAAAACUUGGAACUGAACCUACAGGACAGGGGACCCUGGUCCCAGACUUUAUUUUCCUGCUAUAUGCGUGCUUCAGAGUUUGAUUAUGUUGACUACAAUGUGGAGGUUUUUUUACUG
Pristis pectinata (smalltooth sawfish) is the source of this 5768-nucleotide messenger RNA. RefSeq names its product F-box protein 8 (gene fbxo8). The transcript has 6 exons. The record is from RefSeq and is a predicted model, not a curated record. Gene Ontology annotation, biological process: regulation of ARF protein signal transduction. Bases 266 to 1204 code for a protein of 312 amino acids. Lineage: Eukaryota; Metazoa; Chordata; Chondrichthyes; Rhinopristiformes; Pristidae. Gene Ontology annotation, molecular function: guanyl-nucleotide exchange factor activity; protein binding.